Messenger RNA from Rana temporaria (common frog), 1029 nucleotides. RefSeq names its product mitochondrial ribosomal protein S33 (gene MRPS33). The transcript is spliced from 3 exons. The record is from RefSeq and is a predicted model, not a curated record. The coding region runs from base 130 to 441 and encodes 103 amino acids. Gene Ontology annotation, cellular component: mitochondrion. Lineage: Eukaryota; Metazoa; Chordata; Amphibia; Anura; Ranidae.
GCCGGAGCUCACUGCGCAUGCGCCACGUGCACUGUCAUGACACCGGAGAUCCUGCGACUGCUUCCGGGUCGGACAGGCUGCAUGGAGCUGUAGAGAGGUCACCCGGGGAGAGAUCACAGCAAUCCAGCCAUGUCCAACUAUGCUUUUCGUAUGACCUGUCUGAGCGCCAGGAUAUUUGGAGAGGUUGUACGUCCAACAGAUGGCAAGUCUAUGAAAGUCGUGAAGCUCUUUAGCGAGCAGCCAUUGGCCAAAAGGAAAGAGGUCUACGACUGGUACCCACCACACCAUAUCUAUAAUCCACUGAUGCGCAAUUUGAGAUUUAUGGGUCUCUUUAGGGACGAACAUGAGGAUUUCAAGGAAGAAAUGAAACGACUCCGCCAUCUCCGUGGCAAAGGACCACCCAAAAAGGGUGAAGGCAAGAGAGCAAUGAAGAAGAAAUAGUACCUUUUUAAGAAUUAUCCAUCCAAAAACGAUUGAUCAGUAUUGGUUAGAUACCCAUGGGUUAAAUCACGUUUUUCUAGCUCUUGGGAUAUAAUGGGGUGGGAUGAAACCAUUGGAAAUCUGAAUAGUGGAUUCUGAGAGACAUGGGAAGUACGUGAUUUGGCUCAGCUCUGUUGACUUGUAUUAUCCAGUUUGGUGGUCUAGCCCCUACAUGAUGGAUAUCUCCAGCCAGGAAAGAAUGGCACUGCAAGCCUCCUGCAGACAUCACACCCCACCGAUACCUGGGUAAUUACUCUAAAUAAACUGGGACUUGCCUGUUGCUCUCCCCCCCCCCCCCCCAGACUGCCAAAUCAUUGCUGUAUAAAAAUUAACAAAGCUAUUCAUUGAGGCAGUGCAAAGACCAAUGACGAUGGGUAGAGUUCAUUAAACAUAGCAGCCAAUCUUUUUUUCAGUUUACUCAAGUUGGAUUGAUGAGGAAUGGAUGCUGAUUGGUUGCCACCCUUUGCACAUCCUCAUUAUUUUUUUUGCACUGCUCUACCGGGUAUGGAAAGCUUGGUUUAAAUAAAACUUGUGAUACAUUCUGAAAUG